Dendrobium catenatum is the source of this 1939-nucleotide messenger RNA. Its product is annotated as pyruvate kinase, cytosolic isozyme. Lineage: Eukaryota; Viridiplantae; Streptophyta; Magnoliopsida; Asparagales; Orchidaceae. Gene Ontology annotation, molecular function: potassium ion binding; pyruvate kinase activity; magnesium ion binding. Bases 168 to 1700 code for a protein of 510 amino acids. Gene Ontology annotation, biological process: glycolytic process. The record is from RefSeq and is a predicted model, not a curated record. The transcript is spliced from 4 exons. Gene Ontology annotation, cellular component: cytoplasm.
GACAGGUGACUGUUCUUUUGGUGGGCCGUGUGGGUUUUUUGUUUGCCUUUUCUCGCCUGAAUUAAUUUGUAGGUAGUUGUAGUGAACGAAGGAAGUUUGAAGGAAAAAAAAAAGAGUUCUUUUUUUAGGAGAAAAAGGUUUUGGCCGCGGAGGAUUAGUUUUUUGUGAUGGCGAACAUCGACAUAGAAGGGAUAUUGAAGGAGCUGCCGAGCGAUGGUAGGAUACCGAAGACGAAGAUCGUGUGUACGCUGGGGCCGGCUUCGAGGUCGGUGCCGAUGCUGGAGAAGUUGUUGAGGGCAGGAAUGAAUGUGGCGAGAUUCAAUUUCUCUCAUGGUUCGCAUGAGUAUCACCAGGAGACGCUGGAGAACCUCAAGAUCGCCAUGCAGAAUACUCAGAUUCUCUGCGCCGUCAUGCUCGACACCAAGGGACCUGAGAUUCGUACUGGUUUCUUGAAAGAUGGAAAGCCUAUUCAAUUGAAGGAGGGUCAAGAGGUUACCGUGUCCACUGAUUAUAGCAUCAAGGGAGAUGGAAAUACUAUUUCGAUGAGUUAUAAGAAACUUCCUGUAGAUCUGAAGCCUGGAAAUACAAUCUUGUGCGCUGAUGGAACAAUAACCUUGACAGUCUUAUCUUGUGACCCUGAGGCUGGAACGGUAAGAUGUCGUUGUGAGAACACUGCAAUACUAGGUGAGAGGAAGAAUGUUAAUCUACCAGGAAUAGUGGUGGAUCUUCCUACGCUAACUGAUAAAGACAAGGAAGACAUAUUGGGCUGGGGAGUUCCCAACAGUAUUGACAUGAUUGCUUUGUCAUUUGUUCGUAAAGGCUCUGAUCUUGUUAAUGUACGAGAGGUCCUUGGACCAUAUGCAAAGCGCAUAAAAUUGAUGUCUAAGGUUGAGAACCAAGAGGGUGUGAUAAACUUUGAUGAAAUCCUACGGGAGACGGACGCCUUCAUGGUCGCUAGAGGUGAUCUUGGAAUGGAGAUUCCAGUUGAGAAGAUCUUCCUUGCACAGAAAAUGAUGAUUUACAAGUGCAAUCUUGCGGGCAAGUCUGUUGUCACUGCCACCCAAAUGCUUGAAUCUAUGAUCAAGUCUCCACGCCCAACGCGUGCAGAGGCCACCGAUGUUGCAAAUGCCGUCCUUGAUGGCACCGACUGUGUCAUGCUUAGUGGUGAAAGCGCAGCAGGAGCCUACCCUGAAUUGGCAGUGAAGGUAAUGGCCAAGAUCUGCAUCGAAGCAGAAUCUUCUCUUGACUAUGACGCCAUCUUCAAGGAGAUGAUAAAAUCUGCCCCUCUUCCUAUGAGCCCAAUUGAGAGCCUUGCUUCCUCAGCCGUCCGCACAGCUAAUAAGGCAAAGGCUGCACUGAUUGUUGUGCUAACUCGCGGUGGAACAACGGCGAAGUUGGUGGCGAAGUACAGACCUGCUGUGCCUAUCCUAUCAGUGGUGGUUCCCGUGCUGACCACUGAUACAUUCGAUUGGUCCGUCAGUGAUGAGACUCCGGCGAGGCAUAGCCUGAUCCACAGGGGCCUGAUCCCUCUGCUUGCAGAAGGCUCCGCCAAGGCUACUGAUGCAGAGUCCACAGAAGUAAUUCUGGAUGCUUCUUUGAAAACAGCUAUCCAAAGGAAACUAUGCAAGCCCGGUGAUGCUGUGGUUGCUUUGCAUCGCAUUGGCAUUGCUUCUGUCAUCAAAAUCUGCAUUGUGAAGUGAUGGAAGAACUUUCCUGCAGGAUCUACUUAUUAUCCAUCUAAUUGAAAUAGCAAGUUUUGUCAUUUUUAUUACUGUUUUGUAUUGGUGAGCGAACACCAGCAUACUUAGGCAUGCCUUUUCUCUUCUCACAUAAGCAUCGCCGAUCCCUCUCUAUGGUUUCUGUACCUUUACAGAGCCCGAGACUUUCUGAACAUAUUGAAAAUAAAUUACUUUGCUGGUCUCGCGCAGCUUUUCUUACA